CAAAAACCGGGUCGAAUUCACGUGAAGUAAUAUGUAACCAACUUCAAGUUCAACAAAUCAAUUCGCCCCAAGAUAUGAUUGCAUUUUUUCUACCAAAUAGUUCCAAAAAUAAAAAUUUGAUAAAUAAAAAUGACUACAUUUUCAUUUUCUUUAAAUGCUUAUAUAUUUCCUUGGAUCGAUUAAAAUAGUUUAUAAACUCAAAGCAUACGCAACAGGGUAACCUUGAACAAUCAAUACGAUGAAUGCAAUGGAAAUUAUAGAUACGGAAUUGACAAAUUCCGAUCCAAUUGAUAGCAAUGCGAAAGCCACAGUAAACUCAGAAGAAGAAACAUCUAUAGUUGAAACUGUGGUGGAGCCGAUGGUGAUUGGUGGUCAACAACGUGAGAUCUAUCAUAAAAUGAUUGAGCGUGUAAAAGAAUACCACAGCAAAUUAGAUUUGCCUCAACUCAAAGUUGAAGGCAAAAUAGAUUUUUACGUAUGUUGCAUUUGUCUUGAGAUUUUCUCGAAACAAGAACAAUUACGAUUGCAUUUCAUAAAGGCUCAUGAUUGUGUUGAAUCAAAGAUUUCAAGGCAGAAAAUAGAAAAAAUUGAAAAUGAAAACGUCGAGAUUGGAGGCAAUUCAGCUCGUGAGCAAUCGAUUGAAAAGACUGAAGAUAAGGUACAAACUGUGAUUAAUAUAGAAGGAAAUAAUGUAGAUAAUGAGUCUGAUUGGCAACAGCCGAUCUCACUGAAAGGCUUCAAGAAGAAACUAAACGAAAUAUUUGUAGCGAAAUGUUCAUUAUCCGGCUGUGGUUAUUAUUUUGAAAAUGACGAAAGGCGGCAAAUGCACGAAAAAUGCCACGUCUCGACCGAUGUGGACCAAGUGAGACAGUUCAAAUGCUUGGAUUGUGCCAGUGAAUCAAAGUUAUGGCGUGACUGCACAUCGCAUAUGUGGAAAGAGCAUAAAAUCGACAUUGACUUAUUAAAAUGCCCAUUUUGUCCAUUCAAAGCAGUGUUUGCAGUCAAAGUUUAUCGACAUCUUCAAAUGCAUAAUCAGUUGAAAGGAUUCUUAUGCUCAUUAUGUCCGACAUCGUUUGAACAGUUCAAUCAACUUCGCCAACACGUUGCCACCGCACAUAUUGACAAAAACGGUCCAUCACGUUGGUACUCGAAGAAAACCUGUGAUAUUUGUUCAAAUGUGUUUGCUACAUCGAAAACUCUAUCCAAGCACAUAAAAGCAGUACAUAAUCGCAUUAAGCCAUUCAUUUGCAAUGUUUGUGGCUAUAAAUCAGCUAGAAAAUCAACAUGGGAGAUUCAUCAGAGACAGCAUACUGGCGAAAAACCGAUGUCGUGCAAAGUGUGUUCAUUCUGUACAGCGGAUCCAAGUGUUCUAAGAAAGCAUGAAAUGCGUCACAAUGAUAAAACGAAAUAUCAAUGCACAGAGUGUGAAUAUACAUCAAUACAAUCGAUUAACUUUAAAAAUCAUAUGAAACGCCAUCAUCCUGACUACUAUCGUAAAUUACUUUGUGACCACUGCAGUUUUGUAUCAGUGAAUCUGGAUGCACUUCGGAAACAUUUACAAGAUCACAAGCUUGGUUUGAUUCGUAAUGAGGAUUCCAAUGAUGGUUUACAGUCGACAUCAUCUAAAAUGGGCAACUCGCAACAAAAUGAACGCAAAACCGUUGAAAUAUCUUCGGAUAGCUUCUUGCCCGUUGAAAGCACCGACUCUUUGGCACAUGAAGCCCUAGAAAGUGGUGGUGUUACAAUACCAGCACAGCAUUCGGAUGAAGCUCAGUUUCCACAUUUUGAAAAUUAAACAGCGGCAACUUUAUCCCACUACUUUUAUCAUUGUAAAAAAAUAGAAAUGAAUAAACGUGAUAAAAAUAAUUUACA
Sitodiplosis mosellana (orange wheat blossom midge) is the source of this 1872-nucleotide messenger RNA. Its product is annotated as zinc finger and BTB domain-containing protein 24. Gene Ontology annotation, biological process: regulation of transcription by RNA polymerase II. Gene Ontology annotation, cellular component: chromosome. The transcript has 7 exons. The record is from RefSeq and is a predicted model, not a curated record. NCBI's taxonomy places the organism in Eukaryota, Metazoa, Arthropoda, Insecta, Diptera, Cecidomyiidae. Gene Ontology annotation, molecular function: chromatin insulator sequence binding. The coding region runs from base 239 to 1795 and encodes 518 amino acids.